This is a messenger RNA of Aspergillus sclerotioniger CBS 115572, 2235 nucleotides long. RefSeq lists its product as uncharacterized. Bases 97 to 2136 code for a protein of 679 amino acids. NCBI's taxonomy places the organism in Eukaryota, Fungi, Ascomycota, Eurotiomycetes, Eurotiales, Aspergillaceae. The record is from RefSeq and is a predicted model, not a curated record. The transcript is spliced from 3 exons.
CCAUCCCAUCCAUUCCUUAUCCUCCCACCCCUAUUUUCUCCAUGCUAAAUCUAACCGUUCGAGCUCCAGCGGAGCGUCUUAUCUUAUGUUCGAAUAAUGCUACCUUCCAGAAAGUCAUUUCUGGCGGAUGAGGAGCUUGGGAAGAAGGAUGACGACCAUCGGUUGCGGCCAGGCCGCUCUCAACAAUGGCGUUCAAAGCAGUGGAAGCCGCCUCGGCCACGACGGUUAUUGAUAGGCCUUGUGGCUUUGUAUUUGUUAUACCUAUUCUUCAAGAAUAUGCCAACCGACCUUCGCCCGGCUCCGGAACGGUUUAACCCAGCAUUUGCUCAGGCGCGACAAGCCGCAUUGCAAUUACAACAGCAGCAGCUUCAAUCACCAUCGCUCACCGAUACCCAGCAGGGCCCCCCCGAUCGAGACGAGAGCGAUGCAGGGUCUAAGAAUGAAUAUUAUUAUGACGGGAAGAUUAACUUCUACUCUCUAGCCAAGUCGCUGCAUCGGUUCCAAGGUCAAUCCUCGCGCUACAAAAAGCCUACAAACCAUGUCGUAAUCUUCGCUGCGGCAAGCUUGAGAAGCGUAUCGGAUCUUCUUCCUCUCGCUUGCCAAAUGGCUAACCGGAGGGUCAAUGAGGUACAUUUUGCGUUAACGGGACGGGACGAUGUGUCAAUCGAAGGGAUUCAACGAGUAAAUGGUCUAGAUGACGCGAGCUGCCCGGUCAACUGGCAUGAUGCUCGGCCAGACUAUGCACAGUGGUCAACGGAUUCUCGUAUGGAGAGAGCGGUGGUGGCGGGUCUCGCCUACGUUCGCGCCUACCUUCUUCCUCGAGUGAUCCUAACACAAAGUGAAUCCUGGGAGGACCCUUUUCUCUGGCGGGGUAUUCGAAGUGGGGUACAGGAAACUGGUAUUGCUCAUGUUGCUCUCCCUAGCGCUACAAGGGAUCUCAUGUGGAUGUCCACGUUGGACAGUAGCGCCCUCCAAGCCUGGAACGACGUUCAAGUCGAAUUCCUCAUCCAUGCUCCUUCUGAGUCCUCCGGAUCUCUGAUCAGAUUGAUCCGGACAUUGCAAAACGCAGACUAUCUUGGAGGGACACCUAGUCUGACUAUCGAACUGCCCCCUCGUGUAGAUUCAGAGCUUCUUCGCUUUCUACGGUCAAUGACUUGGCCAUCUCAUGCUUCUGGGAAAGUCACUCUCCGCCGACAAAUCCAACCACAUGAUAUGGAUUCUACCGAAGCCUCUUUGAAGACAGUCGAGGCAUUCUUUCCUAAGGACCCGACCCUGUCUCAUGUGCUUGUUCUUUCCCCGCAGACUGAGCUAGCACCCUCCUUCUAUCAUUACCUACUAUAUACCAUGCUGAGAUACAAACACUCGACUCGCGCAAACCAGCUGUCUACCAAGCUUGUCGGAAUUUCGCUCGAGCUUCCAUCCUCUCGUUUGACUAACAACGAAGCAUUGACACCACCAGAGCUUGAUAAUAAUCAAAUGUCCAGCUUGGGUGAUGGCGAGUCAUUGCCUCUAUUUCUCUGGCAGGCUCCCAACAGCAACGCAGCGUUAUAUUUUGGCGAUAAAUGGGUCGAGUUUCAUGAGUUCCUAUCAAACCGUUUCGCUAUCCAGGAGGGUGCAGACCAGACUCCACCCCAGGAAAAGAUCAUUUCGAAGAAAUAUCCAGCCGUGAUGGAAUAUUUACUGGAGUUCAUCAGAGGCAAAGGAUACUACAUGAUUUACCCAUCAUUUCCUGCCAAGGGAACUUUCACCCUUGCUACAGUGCACAGCGAAUUAUAUCAUGUCCCCGAAGAGUUCGCCGAGGAAAGCUCGUCAACCUCUCCUGAACCGUCGCCAGAAGUGAUAGACGAUCCGUCCAAGCCUCUGACGCCAGAUUCUAUUGAAGGUCUGGGGGUUGUUGAGAAGCCAUUGAGUCGCGCCUCAACAUUGAUGCCCCUUCUUGAACGAUUCUCCUUGAAUCUACCUAGGAUUGAUUAUAUGCCACUUUUGUCCUAUGGCGGUGAAAAGCUCUCAAGCUCUACUUAUACCCGUGGCCUUGAUGAUUAUAGAAGCUGGUUCCGCGCUCGAUAUGGAGGAUGCUCUGAUGGGAGCUCCGGCAGCCAAACGACUUCGGGGAGCUUGUUUUGUUUUGACGGAUGAUUUUGACCGCAAGUGGAGAUUGUGGGCCUGGGUAUCAGAGUGUGUUCUAUACCCUAUGUAGUCAUUAUUUAGUGUUCCAACAAUUUAUGAAAAUGUACC